Messenger RNA from Bombus huntii, 1115 nucleotides. RefSeq names its product 3-hydroxyacyl-CoA dehydrogenase type-2 (gene scu). Gene Ontology annotation, biological process: estrogen metabolic process; androgen metabolic process; fatty acid metabolic process. Gene Ontology annotation, molecular function: estradiol 17-beta-dehydrogenase [NAD(P)+] activity. The transcript is spliced from 3 exons. Lineage: Eukaryota; Metazoa; Arthropoda; Insecta; Hymenoptera; Apidae. Gene Ontology annotation, cellular component: mitochondrion. Bases 145 to 909 code for a protein of 254 amino acids. The record is from RefSeq and is a predicted model, not a curated record.
UGCAAGUCCAAAAUCCCACUGAGGCGUAUUAGUUGAUUUAGCUAGUACUAGUUGUUACCAGCGGAUAUUAGUUGAGACUUAGCUAAUAUUUGCGUGUAUCGUUCUAUGACACAUUUGUUUAUACUUCUAACAUUUUCCUAAACAAUGAACGGAUUAGUUGCUCUUGUAACUGGUGGUGCAUCUGGAUUGGGACUUGGUGUUGUACGAAAAUUUAUAAAAGAAGGUGCGAAAGUAGCUAUUGCUGAUUUACCAAGAUCUAGAGGAAAUGAAAUUGCUGAUGAACUUGGAGAGUCUGCUGUCUUUACACCAAUGGAUGUGACAUCACCAGAUGAUGUAAGUGCUGCUUUAGAUACAAUAUGUAAGAAGUUCCAAAGAUUGGAUGUCACAGUAAAUGCAGCAGGAAUAGCCUGCGCCCACAAAAUAUAUAAUUCUAAUAAAGAUCUUCCACACAAAAUGGACAGUUUUGAAAAUGUGCUUAAAGUAAAUGUUACUGGAACAUUUAAUGUUGUUAGAUUAUCUGUACCACUGAUGUAUAGGAAUACACCAGACAAAGAUGGACAACGGGGAGUGAUAAUUAACACAGCAAGCAUUGCAGCAUUUGAUGGACAAAUCGGUCAGGUAGCAUAUUCUGCGAGCAAAGGUGCGAUUGUUGGUAUGACUUUGCCACUAGCUCGUGACGUAGCUAAGUUUGGUAUUCGUGUUGUUACAAUCGCACCUGGAAUAUUUGAUACACCAAUGUUGGGAAAUUUACCAGAGAAAGUACGUGCGUAUUUAACGAAAACAGUACCAUUUCCAAACAGAUUGGGUGAUCCUGAUGAAUAUGCUAAGCUUGCACAACAUAUUGUUGAAAAUCAUCUCUUAAAUGGAGAAGUGAUAAGAUUAGAUGGUGCUCUCCGAAUGCAACCGUGAAUACAAUUUUUUAUUUACUUAUAUUGUUUAUAUGAACAUGGAACAUGGAUAAAGGAUUUUCAGAACAUGGAUGUCAUAAAUAAAAGUUACAUAAAAUCAGACAAAAAUAUAUAAAAAAUGAAUAAAACCGUUAAUUUUUUUACAUGCAACACCAUUAUAAUUCUCUUAGAAUGUACACAAACAACUAAAAGUUUUCAUCUAUUAUA